Molecule: messenger RNA, 6102 nt
Organism: Centropristis striata (black sea bass)
Lineage: Eukaryota; Metazoa; Chordata; Actinopteri; Perciformes; Serranidae
Gene: st6gal2a
Product: ST6 beta-galactosamide alpha-2,6-sialyltranferase 2a
Exons: 8
Coding region: 522-2147 (541 amino acids)
Molecular function (GO): sialyltransferase activity
Source: RefSeq, a predicted model, not a curated record
AGUUGCAACGCAACCAGCGGAUCUAAGCUACUACUACUGGCUGUAGACUUAUAUUUACCAAACAGAUAUUACUUUUAAGAUGUCUAUAUUUCCUCAAGAAGCCAGCAAGCUACAAAAUCAGCCCUGGCUGACUCCGCCCCUCAAACUCAGUGGAUGUGGAUGCGAGAAAAAGGCCAGCAACAGAGUGACAGACAACACAGCCCCUCCGCUCCGCUCCGCGUAGUAGCGGAUAUCGUCUCUGUGAACGGGGGAGCAGAGGCGAGCCAAACCGAGUCGCAUGUUUGCUGUGCAACAAGGCGAACAGGAGCAAAAUGGACCGCCGGCCAGCAGCAGCAGCAGCAGCAACAUCCAGUGAGGACCGACACAGUUUUUAGGGUCCUGUUAUAUCCUGGAGGACAUAUGGUCAUGAAGAAAUAGAAGCACCAGUUGAGGCCCUCCAGCUGACCUCUGGUCUAAGUCCCGGCCGUGGGGCUUUGUUGUUGGUGGGCCAGCUGAACAGGCGUGUAUGUGAGUGAGAGGUAAUGAAAUCCAGUAUGAGGCAGUGGCGGAGGCUAGUGCUGGUGGGAAUGCUGGCUUGGGUUCUCCUCUUCCUCGCACUCCUCUCUUACUUCCUGGAUGCUCGUGUGAAUGAGCCCCUCACCUCUGUUGGCUCUUUACUCUCCCAGCACCCUGACACCCGCCGCCUGGCCUCUAUACAGGCCUCCCAUCAACAGCAUGCUAACCUGGGUUCCCGCCCUGAACUGGCUUCCACCUUAACUACGACCUACCGUGGAGGUGAGCCGGAGCCGGAGCCUUCUGCCAGCUCCACCACCCCAGAGCUCAGCCUGGAGGCUAGCCGCAGCCCCAACAGUGCCCCCUAUGCCAUUUAUGGUAGCCAGGAGACCAGCCGCCAGGACUACCUGGACCCACAGAGCCUGGCUGCCUGGUCCUCAUUUGGUACAGAAAAUGUGGGCUCUCACUCAGGCCCUUCAAUCCAGAGUCGUGAGAGAACUUCCCAGGGAGAGUACCAGAACCAUGUCAGGCCCACACGCUACAAUGGAGGCGAGGAAGAAGAUGAUAGGGACAAUGAAGAAGAAGAAGAGGAACUAGGAAACAGAAUGAGGACUACAGCGGGCAGGAGGGGCGGUGGUGACUCCUCUGAUCUGGAGGAAUAUUACUUCUCCAAGUCGGCCUCAGUGGUGCAGCGGCUGUGGCGGGGUCGCGUGUCGGCCCGUAUGCUGACUCCUCGACUCCAGCGCGCCAUGAAGGACUACGUUAGUGCCAACAAACACCAUGUUACAUACAAGGGCCACCGCAGGGCUGCCCAAAGUGCGAAGGAGCUGCUGUGUCAAAUGAGAGCCCAAGCCUGGCUCAGGACAGUGGAUGGGUCGGAGCAGCCAUUUUCCUCACUAGGUUGGUCUCGUCUUGUGCCGUCUCUUCCCCUGGAGCGACUGAGCGGCCAGCAGGACCAGAGAGGCUUCAAGACAUGUGCGGUGGUCACAUCGGCUGGUGCCAUCCUGCGUUCAGGACUGGGCAAAGAGAUCGAUGCACAUGAUGCAGUUUUGCGAUUUAACGCUGCACCUACAGAGGGAUACAUGAGAGACGUGGGAAACAAAACCACCAUCCGCAUCAUCAACUCACAGAUUUUGGCCAAUCCCAAGCAUCGAUUCAAUACAAGCUCAAUCUACAAGAAUGUGACUCUGGUGGCCUGGGAUCCUGCACCUUACACUGUAAACCUACACAAGUGGUAUGCCAGCCCGGACUACAAUCUUUUUGGUCCUUAUAUGGAGCACCGCAAGCUCAAUCCUGGCCAGCCCUUCUACAUCCUUCACCCGAGCUACGUGUGGCGUCUCUGGGAUGUAAUUCAGGGCAACACUCAGGAGAAUAUACAGCCCAAUCCUCCCUCAUCUGGCUUUAUAGGCAUCCUCCUGAUGAUGGCGCUGUGUGAGCAGGUGCAUGUGUACGAGUACAUUCCCUCCAUGAGGCAGACGGACCUGUGCCACUACCACGAGCGUUACUAUGAUGCUGCCUGUACACUGGGUGCCUACCAUCCCCUCCUGUAUGAGAAGAGCCUGAUCCAGCGGAUCAACACGGGCCCAGAGAGUGACCUCAGGAGGAAGGGACGCGUCACUCUUCCGGGCUUCAGCACCGUCAACUGUGAUAUCUGAGAUAUGAAACCUGACCCUCUGAGCCCGAACAUACACACACUCCAGCCUUUAUCCGGCUGACUAAGGGAGAGGUGCAAUAAAGCCGCUGGAGACAAGGAGGCUGGAGCCUACACGUUUCAAAUUAGACCUAUGAAGAACAUAAGCCAUAGCCCUCCAGGGAGGGAAACAUAUGGAAGCUUCUGGAAAUGCCUGUCUUCAUUAAGAUGGUUUACUUGACCAGAGUCUGGCAGAAAGUGUCUCCAAGAUGGAGCUGAAAAAAGACGUUUCUCUCUGCUUUAGCUGAGCCACGUUAGCUGUGGAGCUGACUAGGGUAGCAACAGAUCAUUGUUUUUAGAUAGACAAGGGAAUUUUUAAUAACUGAGUGUGUUUUAAUGGUGUAAACUCUGUGUUUUUAAAUAGUAUGGGUGGUUCUCCACUUAAAGGAAAUGCCACUGUUUGUUUUUUUUAAUUUCCUUUUUUACUGGUCCUAAGGGUUGUGAAUAAGCAAAGAAGUCAUCCACGCUGAAUGUCAUAAAUGCAACACAAAUACACACAUUUACACUUAACGUAGAGCAGCAACACAUGAAGUAGAAGAAUGAGCAGUGUUGAAGGCAGUUUCAGUGUCUCCACAGAGGCGAAGUCAAGCAGUCAUAUUACUGUACAUUACAUUGCUCUGCAGCAGGUGUUCCUGUUCAACAUUCCUCUGAUAUCUACUUGUGAAAUCAGUGUUUCAUGUCAUUGCAAGGGGUUUAGUUCACACUUGAUUUAAAAUUACUCUCCUUUGCAUGCCAACUUGCCAGCUCGCUACCACCAGUCUGUCGCACCUCGUUCACACCAAGGGUGAUUCCUCAUUCAGAGUAAAAAGCCUGUCUCUCCGUUAGUAGCCCACAGGAAGCACGGCACUGGUAAUCCUACCUAUAGUAACAUUUUUUACUAAUAAAAGUCAAAUAAAUGGGGCCAAAAUGGAUCUUCAGAACAAACUGGUGCUCAGAACAGCCGUAACCCUGUGCCUAGUGGUCAACUGAACACUUUCCUCGGGUUGCCUUGUGACUGUUCAGGUACAUACAUGCAGUAUAUACUGUGGCAGGACUGCAGUAACAUGGAAUUUAAUUGUGAGCAGCGUGGAGCAAUUGAUGUUGCUGCAAAAAGCUGCAUCAGGGGAUUUUCAGCUCUGCUUCGGCAAUCACCAGCCCCUGUUUUUGACCUUCAGUUCACUCUAUAUUGAAUGUAAUUUUACCACUGCGUGUAAUGGCCAAACCCUCCCUGGAGCUCGCCACUGCAGAACAACAGGGUCUGCGUAUGUGCAGGGUUAUUUCUUUGUCAUGUAACAGCACAAAGCUCAUUUCCUACAACUCUUAACGUCUCGUAUUUCCUGGAUCCCCUAAUAUUGAAUCCCUGCAGCUCAGAUUAUAAAAGAGGAAUUGGAACCGGUAGUAUCAGCCAAUGUGAUUUGUCUCCAGCUCGGAUGAUUUUUAUGUUUACAGUCAGUGAGUGCCACAUCUGCAGCAAGCUCUAUAGGUAUUAGUUCAGCAUGGAGAGGGGGGUGGUUGCAGUUUUCUUCUGCAGACAGUCAGAAAAAUCUUGCCUAUAACAGAGAUUUUUAUUGUUACGUGUGCUAUUCUACAAAAUGUUCUUGUGCCAUUGGUUGUGGUUUGAUAUAAGAUGUGAAAACUUGUCUCGGAGAUGUUGCCUUGAAUCGUCUGAUGUAUGUUGAAUUAGAUGGCUCUGUAGUUGUAGUAUGUAGAUGAUUCUGGGGCUCUUAGUUACUUGUUGUUGAGUCGGGCUGGGUAUCAUUCAGAAUGUAUCAGUACUUGAAACUGAACAGAACUCUGCUGAAACCCAAAUUUUUAUUGUAUUUAACUGUACCCCAUCAUUUUUAUAACUCAGGCAAAACCUGAUUAAAGUAAGAAAACGAACACCUGAAUAAGUAUUUGGUGCCCAUUUCCAACUGUUGGCCGUUGCUGUGGGCAAUGAGUAUUAAAAUCUUUUAUUCGGUAUUUUAUAUUGCAACAUUGAUAUGCUGUAUAGUGUUAUAUAGUACAUUUUCUGGAAAUUCUUUUGAGAAACUACACUCAGUUGCCAGUUCAUAAGGUACACUUUGCUUAAACGAAGUCUAGUAAAUACAUUUAAAUAAAUUUAAAUACAUGGGAGUUGAUAAAAUAUUAGGAACACUUCUCUGAUACAUCACUAAAAAGACCAUACAACUGAUUCAGCAUCUUUCUGAACAGUUGCAUCAAAAGCAGAUUAUAACCUUCAUGAACAUGGAUUUACUGCAGAGCUGUUGCAUUUGAACAUUUUUUAACUUGCACUAUUUAACGUCUUAGAGUCUCAUUUUAUCUUUUAAUUGUGUGAUUUUAUUUUUUGAUACACAUUUUAUUAGAAUUGUUGGAGGAAGCCUGAGUCACACGAUUUUCAAUGGCAAAAACUGCCUCUGAUAUUGUUGUGCAUCUGAUUAAAAAUAACUUGAAAACUUUAAGCUAGGUGGACCUUAACUGGAAACUGAGUGUUGGUAUAGAUAAAAUAACCAGAUAGGAAAACGAAUUCAGUGAAUUACAUACAUGGCAAAGAUAUUUCAUCACAUUGAUGCAAAAUUUAGUAAAUCUAAAAUUGCCACAAAGCAGUGAAGUUGGAAUUGUAUGGAAAUAUCUCUGACAGUUGGCAAACGGUCUCAUGUUGAAUAUACUGUGUGGUCAUAUCGCCCCGCCCUACUCAACAGCUAUGGACACGUUUUGCGAACAGUAAUGUGGUUUGAUACCUAGCCCCAGUUUCAGGCGGAUAGUUUGGCAUGCCAUUAGAAGUCUUUUAGAAACAAGGAACCCUGUAAAGUAAGCAGCUGUUAAAGGAUUGUACCGAAGGUUUAAAAACAGACUGUAGAAACAGUUUUUCAAGCUUGGAGUUUUAUCAUUCAUUUUGAACCAUGCAGGUUUUAAGCUCUGCUGUAGGAUUUACAUUUCUCCGUUGAGAUUAUUGAUCAAAUGUUUUAUUGCUUGUGAUUGUAACACACUGAAGGUGCAAAAACCCUGAACAUAUUGUACAUGUAUAUUUCUAAUAACUUUGAUUACUUUCCAAUGCACAGAGCAUGCAAAUCAGGAUCAGGGCUAAGAGUCUUAAACUGUCUGUGCUGUACUGUGCUGCAAGUAGACACCAUUGUCAUUAAUGUUGUGAGAGGCCACCGUGCUAUAAGAUUUUUUUUUUCUUAAGUGGUGUUUUGCAGAUUUUAGUGCAUGCUUGUGAACAGGGAAGUCACAUCCAGCUGCGGUGCAGCUAUUUGUUCCCCUUGGACCACUUGUUUCAGUGCAAUGCAUUUUGGCAACUUCAUCUUCACAUUUUACUAUUGUGCCAAAUUCCAUUUUUAAUUCUGUCUUAGCUGGUUGGGCUGAGGAUGCAGAGUAAUAGCAGGACUUCUAAGGUGCUAUUGCUCCUCUCUGGGACGCUUGAGGUGUCAUUUAAUUGUUUUUUUUUUUAGGUGGACUAAAUUGGAAUUUUAAUCCUCCUCAAGACAACAAUUUAAUUGCCAGAAUUUAAUACAAGACAUUAUGCUGAAACAUGUGAGUGGUGGUAUGAGGAAACAUAUUUGCAGACACUGUUCAUUACGUUCAGCCUCUUUCUCUCCACUCUUUACUCUCGAGGCCUAUUUUUCAUGUCAUGUUUUUUACUCAGAAUUGUGGAAGUUUCUUUACCACACUGCCUCUAAAGGAUUGUUCAACAUGUAUGUUGUUUUUUUUGUACAUUUCCCUCCUGCAGCUUCCUGCAGUACUUCUGAAAUGAGGAAGAGAAAAAGAAACAUCCAUGACUGGACAUAAUAAGAGUAAAGUCCCGUUUCACUCCCAACAGCCUUAGGGUGUUCUUCUAGACUUUGAUUUGUCAGUGAAGUCUCUUCUUACACUUGAAUUGAUAUUUAAAUAGACCAUUUGUAUGAUUUCAGCUGUUGUAAUUUGUCUUUUUUUUACCAUGUAAAUAAAGCUGUUGUACAUGU